UUCUUAUUUAUAACAAAUUUAAUGUUAGUGUUUUCUUAGUUGUUUUAAACUUAUAAGUGAUUCUCUUCCUAACUGAAAAGAGAAGUCUCUAGUUAUAUAAUAAGAUUUGAUUUUUUAGGGUUGAAGAAGAAACAAAAAAAAUAUACGAGAACAUGGCUAAGCAAGAGGAUGAGGAGAAAGCGUUGGUGAUAUGGAGCAUCAUCAACUGUCCGAUACCCGAUGGUCAUGAUCCUUGUCUUGUGGUUCCGAGAAUACAACGGCGCUGGAAAAGUCAAGACGCGACCGCCCCUAUGGUCCUCUCUCCAUCAUUGCCAUCAGCAACAACCUAACAGAGAUCCCUGGUGAAGACGUCAUGAGGAAGCUUUCUUCCGCUGGAAUCUCUCUUAAACAUGCUCACACAGGAGUUCAAACGGAUAUGUAUCAGUGGGCCCGUAGGAAUCCUCCUCUUGCUACUAUAAUGGUCAUAUCCGGUCAUGGUGAACUGGAAAGUUUAGCUUCUACAUUUUCUGGUCUUAAAAAUAAAGGAUACAGAAUUCUUCUCACAUAUCAUCAGCGAGACCCAGUUUUAGCCUCUCUGCCUAAACACUGUUUCUGGGAAACUUUACUGUCAGAUGCCGAUAAUAAUCUGGAGACAACAACAAGACUUGUUUUUCCUUACAGGUUGGACCAUGGAACGGGUGAAUUUCCCUGGUCUUGCUCAGUAUGCCAUUAUGAUGCCCCAAGCUUUGAAGAUUUCACCAAGCAUCUCAAGUGUGAAACACAUGCAUAUUUUGAGUGGGACAGGUAUGCUAGUAAGAACAACGUGGAUCGUACUAACCCUGCUAACUUGCAGCUUGGUCGCUCACCGGAGUGGGACUUGCUGGCUAAAGAAAGUAUGUUGUAUCGUUCUGCAAUUCUAAAGCUGCGCGGCCCUUUUGCUCCUCCAAAGAGGAAAUCAAAGAUGUGGGUUGAUGCUACAACAUUUAAGUAACCAUUCAAAUUCUGAAGAAGAAGAAGAAGCUGGAGAAUAGGAGAAGAGGG
Molecule: messenger RNA, 1020 nt
Organism: Brassica oleracea var. oleracea
Lineage: Eukaryota; Viridiplantae; Streptophyta; Magnoliopsida; Brassicales; Brassicaceae
Exons: 5
Coding region: 353-970 (205 amino acids)
Source: RefSeq, a predicted model, not a curated record